This is a messenger RNA of Necator americanus (New World hookworm), 273 nucleotides long. RefSeq lists its product as uncharacterized. NCBI's taxonomy places the organism in Eukaryota, Metazoa, Nematoda, Chromadorea, Rhabditida, Ancylostomatidae. The transcript is spliced from 3 exons. Bases 1 to 273 code for a protein of 90 amino acids. The record is from RefSeq and is a predicted model, not a curated record.
AUGAAUGAUGAAUUUGGUGAGAUAAAUGAUUUCUUCGACAACGACUUUCCUGAUGAUGAAGCAUCAGUGGCUGACGAUGAUGCAGAACCCUCUGAUGAUAAAGUACUGAACAGCUUGAUAGAGAAGGAAAAUAAUGAAGUGGUAAAGAAGCGUACUAAGUCACGACCGCAGCCAAAACUUGAUGAAGCUACGAUCACAGGGCCUAAAGGCAUUCAAGCUCUCCGAGAAUCUUUCAAAGGCUACAAGCCUGACCCAAUGAUGGAUCCGGUAUGA